CGCCGCCACGAGGUGUCCAAUGAGCCGCGCCGACCCGGGCAUCCCGGCCCACCUGGAGCCAGGUAGCAGGAACAACCAGGAUGUUGGAACUGUCGGCUGUGAACUAGUGGUCUCGCUCUGCCUUCCCCCUAACCCCUGGGCCGCCGCCGCCACCACCCCCUGCUCCGGACAGAAUGAGGGCCUGGAAGGCCGUGGCCGUGACCGGGGCCUUCAUGAGCCUGGACGUGAGCGUCACCACCCUGCUGUAUGCCUUCAGCCACCGGGACCGGGGGGUCCUGCAGGACCUGAGGGACUUCAACGUCUUCAACUCGGUUUUGGACUUAUGGGCUGCCUGUCUCUACCGGAGCUGCCUCCUGAUGGGGGCCACCAUCGGGGUGGCCAGGAACAGUGCCUUCGGGCCCCGUCGCCUGAAGGCUUCGUGGACCUUCAUCACCCUGGUGUGCCUGUUUGUGGGCAUCUACGCCAUGGUGAAGCUCCUUCUCUUCUCUGAAGUGCGCAAGCCCAUCCAGGACCCCUGGUUCUGGGGUCUCUUCGUGUGGACCUACGCCUCCCUCGGGGCCACCUUCCUCCUGUGGUGGCUACUGUCCACGGUGCAGCCGGCCCGGGAGGCCUUAGAGCCGGGGGCGGCGGCGGCGGCAGGAGGGCAGGGACCCUGCGGGACCCACUUCCCCGCCGAGGGGCGGGAGAAGCCGGAGGAGGCCUCGGGCGCCACGCUCCAGAAGCUGCUGUCCUACACCAAGCCCGACGCGGCCUUCCUGGUGGUGGCCGCUUUCUUCCUCGUGGUCGCCGCGCUUGGAGAGACAUUCCUCCCGUACUACACUGGCCGGGCUAUCGACGGGAUCGUCAUCCAGCAGAGCAUGGACCAGUUCUCCACGGCGGUGAUCAUCAUGUGCCUCCUCGCCGUCGGCAGCUCAUUUGCCGCAGGUAUUCGGGGUGGCAUUUUUACCCUCGUAUUUGCCAGACUGAACAUCCGACUUCGCAACUGCCUCUUCAAAUCGCUGGUCUCUCAGGAAACAAGCUUCUUUGACGAGAAUCUUACAGGGGACAUCAUCUCCCGCCUGACCUCCGACACCACUAUCGUCAGUGACCUGGUCUCCCAGAACAUCAACAUCUUCCUGCGCAACACGGUGAAGGUGACGGGGGUCGUCGUCUUCAUGUUCAGUCUCUCCUGGCAGCUCUCUCUGGUCACCUUCAUGGGCUUCCCCAUCAUCAUGAUGGUGUCAGACAUCUACGGCAAAUACUACAAGAGACUUUCCAAAGAUGUUCAGAAUGCCCUGGCCAAGGCCAGCAACACGGCCGAGGAGACCAUCAGUGCCCUGAAGACGGUGCGGAGCUUCGCCAAUGAGGAGGAGGAGGCCGAGGUGUACUCACAGAAGCUGCAGCAAGUGUACAAGCUCAACAGGAAGGAAGCGAUGGCCUAUACGUACUAUGUCUGGGGGAGCGGGCUCACUAUGCUGGUGGUGCAGGUCAGCAUCCUGUACUACGGUGGCCACCUGGUCAUCUCCGGCCAAAUGACCAGCGGGAACCUCAUCUCCUUUAUCAUCUACGAGUUUGUCCUGGGAGACUGCAUGGAGUCAGUCGGCUCGGUGUACAGCGGGUUGAUGCAGGGAGUAGGGGCAGCCGAGAAGGUGUUCGAGUUCAUCGACCGGCAGCCGACCAUGGUGCACGAUGGGACCCUGGCCCCCGAGCAUCUGGAGGCCCGCGUGGACUUCAAGAACGUCUCGUUCACUUACCGCACCCGCCCCUCCACGCAGGUCCUGCAGAAUGUGUCCUUCACCCUAAACCCAGGCAAGGUGACGGCUUUGGUGGGCCCCUCGGGCAGCGGGAAGAGCUCCUGUGUCAACAUUCUGGAGAAUUUCUACCCACUGGAGGAAGGGCAGGUGCUACUGGAUGGAAAACCCAUCAGCAGUUACGACCAUAAAUACCUUCAUAGAGUGAUCUCCUUGGUGAGUCAAGAGCCAGUUCUGUUUGCCCGCUCCAUCGCAGACAACAUAUCCUACGGACUGACGUCGGUGUCCUUCGAGGAGGUGGUGGAGGCGGCGCAGAAGGCCAACGCCCACGGAUUCAUCACCGAGCUCCAGGAUGGCUACAACACAGAGACCGGGGAGAAAGGAGCCCAGCUGUCUGGGGGCCAGAAGCAGCGCGUGGCGAUGGCCAGGGCCCUGGUCCGCAAGCCGCCCAUCCUCAUCCUGGACGAAGCCACCAGCGCGCUGGAUGCGGAAAGCGAAUAUGUGAUCCAGCAGGCGAUCCACGGCAACCUGCAGAACCACACGGUGCUGAUCAUCGCCCACCGGCUGAGCACGGUGGAGAAGGCGCACAACAUCGUCGUGCUGGACAAGGGGCGCGUGGUGCAGCAGGGCACGCAUAAGCAGCUGAUGGCGGAGGGGGGCCUCUACGCCAGGCUGGUGCAGCGGCAGAUCCUGGGCCUGGACACCAGCGCGGACCGGGGCGGUCAGCCCGAGACGAACUUCCAUCCCGGCCGCAGGGAGCUGGCCGGUGGGCAGGGCGAGGCGCCCAAGGCGUGACCUGUGGGGCAGUGUCCAUGAUGGACAUCAGGCUGGCAGAAGCCCCCUGCCCAGGAGAGCCUCUCGGAAUGUGCCCCGGCAAGCCCACCCGGGGCCUUGAGGCUAAGUUCGCUUGGUUGCAGAGAUUUGUGCACGUCACUGUAGGAGGGGCCUGUUUACUAGUCCCCCACAUUAAUGCUUCCUGCAGGUCAGUCCCCUGUCCGUCCCCCCCCACCCAACACCUCCAAACUGGGUUCUCUGUCCUCCCAUCUGUCCCUCUCCCUUCCCCCUUCACCCCCUCCCCACCAUUGCAGUUGCCAGAGUCAUGCCGGGGAGGCAGGAUGACUGUUUUCCGUCCUGGGCCAGCUUUCCAGGCCCGUCCGGGGAAUGCGGGAUGGGGGGUGCAAAUCCGUAGCGAUGACCCCCACCCAUCUCCUCCUUCUCCACAUGCCCCCCUCCACCCAGUUGUCCCCAGGCCCCGGGUCAACCUCCUGGGGGUGAACGGUGUUGUUUUGACGCAGAGACCCAGCUGGGUUUCUAGUGCUGAGCCUGCCUGCCUCGCAAGCUUUGUGGUCGGUGUUGGUUUUUUGGUUGAUUUUCUCCGUUGGUAGUCUGGAGCCCACCGGUUGCAGCUAAUGAAAAACAUGGCAAUCAACUAGGAGUCCUGGCCCAGCUUGGGGGUGAAGCACCGUUCCUGGAAAAGAGGUCAGCUAACAUCCUUGACACAUCAACCAGGCCACCCCGUCUUUCCCGCCAGCUCCCUCCACUGCCCUGCCCAGCUUAGCCCGGUGGGCUCAAACCCUGGACUGCUGGAGGCUGAGGAGGUCCCCCAUCUCACGGGGUGAGAUCGUACGAGGGGGACUGGGGAAGACUUCGAAUUCAGUGGGCCUCCCUGCCGGGUGGCCGAGUCAGGGCCAGACUCACUGUGAACCAUGACCAACCUCAACCUGGGAUGGGCAGCUGGCUGGCACCAGGGCCGUGAGGGAGAUGGCGCCCAGCACAAGGCCGACCUGGCAUCCGCCUCCAGCACUUUAGCCGCCCCCCACCCCGGUUCCUUCCUGCUGGCAGCCAACCCUUGCUGCUCUCUGCCACGGGGCGGUUGUGUCGCAGCGUUCUUUCUGUGUUGUGGAGCGGGGGCCGGAGGGUGGCUGGUUGUCGUCAAGCCGUUGAAGGACUUGUCAAAUAAAACACUACCUCUGCAUCUCCGC
Molecule: messenger RNA, 3712 nt
Organism: Tachyglossus aculeatus (Australian echidna)
Lineage: Eukaryota; Metazoa; Chordata; Mammalia; Monotremata; Tachyglossidae
Gene: ABCB9
Product: ATP binding cassette subfamily B member 9
Exons: 12
Coding region: 174-2525 (783 amino acids)
Biological process (GO): transmembrane transport; peptide transport
Cellular component (GO): lysosomal membrane
Molecular function (GO): ABC-type oligopeptide transporter activity; ATP hydrolysis activity; ATP binding
Source: RefSeq, a predicted model, not a curated record